UAGGGGAUGGUCCAUCCGCUGAAGGUCGCUGUGCCCUCUGUACGUGCGGGUUUGCUGUCUGCCGUGUGGGGUGGACCAUUGCGGAGCCUGAGAGCAGCAGCAGCAGCUAGAGAGGGAGUAAGAGACGGGGAGGUUAACAGUGGGAGAGUUACCUGCAGGCUCAGCUCCGAGAUUAGCUCCUGUUUGAGAUAAUGGCAGCUCACAUGUUGGUGUUGGUCCGACACGGGGAGAGCACAUGGAACCGGGAGAACCGAUUCUGCGGCUGGUUCGACGCCGAUCUCUCAGAUACCGGGAGGGAGGAGGCGGCCAGAGGGGCUCGGGCUCUGAGUGAAGCCGGCUACCAGUUUGACCUGUGUUACACCUCGGUGCUGAAGCGGGCGGUGCGGACCCUCUGGACGGUGCUGGAAGGGAUUGACCAGAUGUGGUUGCCCGUGGUGCGGACCUGGCGGCUCAAUGAGAGGCAUUACGGGGCCCUGACCGGCCUCAACAAGGCGGAGACGGCGGCCAAACACGGAGAGCAGCAAGUGAAAAUCUGGAGGAGAUCCUUCGAUGUCCCCCCUCCCCCCAUGGGGCCGGACCAUGACUUCUACUCCAUCAUCAGCAAGGACCGUCGCUAUGCUGACCUGUCUGAGAGUGAUCUUCCCGCCUGUGAAAGUCUGAAGGAUACAAUAGCCCGUGCCCUGCCGUUCUGGAAUGAGGAGAUCGCGCCCCAAAUUAAAGCUGGGAAACGGGUGCUGAUUGCGGCUCAUGGAAACAGCUUGAGGGGCAUUGUCAAACAUUUGGAAGGUAUGUCUGAGGAAGCUAUCAUGGAACUGAACCUUCCAACGGGAAUCCCCAUCAUGUAUGAGCUGGAUAAGAACCUGAAGCCAGUGAAACCCAUGCAGUUCCUGGGAGAUGAGGAGACUGUGAAGGCGGCGAUGGCUGCUGUGGCCGCUCAGGGCAAAGCUAAGAAAUGAAGAGUGGCACUGAGGGAGGGUGAAAACGAGUAGGAAGAUCAGAAGAAUUCCAUGAUAUAGUUUCUUAAGGGAAAAUAUGUAUAUGUAUGCAUUUGGGGAAACCGUGAUGACACAUAACUCAAUUAUCAUUGGAGAGGAAUUGUACUUCCUAUUUUGCUUAUUGAACACGCUUCCUUUCCCCCUCCUCCAAUUUUCACUUUCCAACCCCUCACCUUCCUUCCACUCCUCCUUCUCUUCCUCAUCCUCUGUUGCCUGUAGUGACUUGUGUUGUCAGUUUUAACUUCUAAGAGUCAUUGCACAUUGCCCAGCCUUCAUUGUGAGUGUGAACUGUAGAGUAUUAUGUCACUCCUCCAUGAAAAAUGUAUUUUGGUUGAUGUCCGGGACUGUAGCUGAUUUAAUUGACAUUAGAGUUCUCCUUUGUGCAUUGGCUAAGAUCACACAGCCAUCAUUGUCCUUAAUUAACUCUCAGCUCAAUCUCAAAAGUUACAGCAUUGAGGACUAAACUGGGGACGACACAAUGUGCUUAUCAGUGAAAUACUUACACUGCCACUGAACAGACAAUGGAAUUAGCAAAGGCUCAGCAUUAAGGAAUUCCGUUUGUCAAACUGUCUGUAACUACUAUGAUCGAGUGAAGUGAGUUCACCACAUUAACAUUCAAUGGGAAUAGUAAUGAGCCAAUGAGUGAAGAAAUGAAUAUGCUGGAAGAAGUCAGGCAAGUCUCAUGCUUACUGUAUAGUCAUAGUCAGCUUUAAACAGUGAAUCUUGAAUGGAACAGUUAGGUCAAAAAUGAGUGAAUGAGGUCACAGACAUUUUACUUAGAAGAGCACAGGCACCUCACAUGCUGGGCUGAGUGGCCAUCUCUGUAAUCAUGACCAAAGACCAAUUGCAGGCACCUUGUUCAGUCAGUCCAUGAAUAAAAUGUUCAAUUCAGGCUGUAGCCUGAGUAUUUUUGAUUUGACAAGGAGCUAAGAAUGGUGUUACUUUGUGUUUCCAACACUUGAGAAGUGCUGUCCUCUGUCAGUGUUAGAUUCUUCAGCCUUUUCCCCGUCAACCCCUUUGUGUAUCUGCUUUCCUGCUUGAGGAUGGUUGCUGUGUAUUACAGUAAGAAGCUGACAGGAUCCCAUACAUGACCUGAAGCCCAAUGUAUGCCCAUCUUUGCAUUGUGAACCUUCCUGUAAACAUGAGCCAGUGAGUAAAUGUAACUAUGAGGAGA
Messenger RNA from Stegostoma tigrinum, 2169 nucleotides. It is a transcript of the gene pgam1b, whose product is annotated as phosphoglycerate mutase 1b. The coding region runs from base 192 to 956 and encodes 254 amino acids. Lineage: Eukaryota; Metazoa; Chordata; Chondrichthyes; Orectolobiformes; Stegostomatidae. Gene Ontology annotation, biological process: glycolytic process. The transcript has 3 exons. Gene Ontology annotation, molecular function: intramolecular phosphotransferase activity. The record is from RefSeq and is a predicted model, not a curated record.